Messenger RNA from Eutrema salsugineum, 1405 nucleotides. Its product is annotated as B2 protein. Gene Ontology annotation, biological process: response to endoplasmic reticulum stress. NCBI's taxonomy places the organism in Eukaryota, Viridiplantae, Streptophyta, Magnoliopsida, Brassicales, Brassicaceae. The record is from RefSeq and is a predicted model, not a curated record. The transcript is spliced from 6 exons. Bases 113 to 997 code for a protein of 294 amino acids.
CAGCACCAUUCAGGACCAUUUCUUCUCUCAAUUCUCUGACGUGUUUCCUUCUUCGGUUUCUCAUCCUCACGUCCGGCGGAUUUCCAGGAAACGAAGCUAAAGAUUUCGAACUAUGGACAGCUUCUGGCAAUUGGGUGAUGAGCUCCGAGGUCAGUCAAGAGCAUCAGAGGAUCACAAAUGGUCCACAGUCGCAACUAAACUGGCUGAGCAAACUAGAACCAAAGGGGAACGAACGAACAACCUUGAUCUCUCCAAAGGUUACACUGAGUUCAGGCCAAGCGACAAGUUUAGUUUCCAGGAGAACAACCUCAACUUCAACAUGUUGAAUUUGGGAGGCAAAUAUGUGGAAAGCAUGGGCAAAACUUCGACGCAGACCAAUGGUUACAAUAUGAACAACGUUUUCCAGAAGAAUGACUUUAAAAGUGCAGGCAACCCCAAAGCUAACAAGUAUAGUGGCAAUAUUGUUACUAACAACAAAGAGCUGAGCAACAACAAACACAGCAACAAUGAUAAUGCAAAUAUGAAUUUGGCUGUUGACAAGAGGUUUAAAACACUGCCUGCAUCGGAGACAUUGCCUAGGAACGAAGUUCUCGGUGGCUACAUCUUUGUUUGCAACAAUGAUACCAUGCAGGAAGACUUGAAACGUCACCUCUUUGGUUUACCUCCGAGAUACAGAGACUCUGUUCGGGCAAUAACACCUGGGUUGCCUCUGUUUCUUUACAAUUACACCACUCACCAGCUGCAUGGUAUCUUUGAGGCCACAACUUUUGGAGGUACUAAUAUUGAUGCAACUGCUUGGGAAGACAAAAAGUGCAAAGGAGAGUCAAGAUUUCCGGCUCAGGUAAGAAUCAGAGUGAGGAAAAUCUGCAAAGCUUUAGAAGAGGAUUCUUUCAGGCCUGUUCUUCACCACUAUGAUGGUCCAAAAUUCCGCCUUGAGCUAUCUGUUCCCGAGACAUUGGAUCUGCUAGAUCUCUGCGAACAAGCUGGUUCGCCAUAAGCCGAUCGACCUUGCAAUGCCACGUUGCGAAGGAAGGGGAGGUUUUUGUCUGAAAUCUAUCUUUAUAUAUAAAUAUAUAUAAAAAAUACCAUAAGAGCGUAAGCUUUUGGGAUUUAGUUUACUAAGAAGAGACGAGUGUGUCUUGAGGCAAGCAAAAGGGUGAAGAGGCUCUGCCGAAUAAGCGACUACUCUCGUUCGUGUUGUGUCUAAUGUGUGUGUGUGUCUGAGUUUGUGAGAGAUUCGAUACUCUUUUGAAACAAAGAUUUAUGUAGAAGAAUAUGUAGAGAGGAAGUGAGAUUAAACAGAGCCAAAAAAAAAUGAUAUGAGCUACUGUUUGUGUUUGCUUGUGUAAGGGUAAAAGAAUGUCCUAAAUGACAAGUUUAACUUUUUAAGCAUCUGAGUUACGAU